AGAGUGAAAAAUAGCGAUUCAGGGUUGGUGUUGCAAAAUUGUUUUCAAAAUAAUGUCAAAUUUUCGUACAUGUCGUAAGGCAGUUGUUUGAUUUUGGUUUCAUGAUUGUUCCCUGUCAUCAUUGUGACUGAGAGCUCUCAUCAUGUGGUGGUACGGUUUCUCACACAUUGUGUUUCACUUCAUCCGCUGGUUUCCCAAGAGCAACCGAAUGAAGAUUCGAGUUAUCAUCAUCUUAUUUGCCAUUGCGUUACUAAUCCCCCAGUUCUUUGUACUAACAAGGGAGCACUCAACACGCUUCUGCGGCCAACAUUUGUUUGACCAACUCAUUGUGUCCAUUGUUUUUACAUUUUGUAUGAUCGGUUUCACCCUGAUAUUCACUGUGAUGGACCCAGUGCCCUUCGAGGUCAAGGCGGUGUUUCACAUCUUUGGAGGCAUCUGUUUUAUCUUUGGCACGGUUCUUACAAUCUUCACAUCACUGGCAGUUGAAUGUCAAACCAACACACUGGAACUGUACUACAUGUCCCUAUCAUCAGUCAUAUUGUGCCUACUGUCUAUGGUGUUUAUUGUUCUGAUGAUUCCAUUCUGGCUGAUCAACCAUUUCUUCCCCAACGCUGUCUUGGAUCGCAAGGGCAGGACUGGGCUGUGCUAUGAGCCUACUCAGUGCUGCUCAUGUCUCUGGCAUAUCUGAAACCGCAACGCUGAACAAACGGCGACAUCCGUCCAUAUUCAAACACUCUUUAAUAGCAGAUUUAUUGUUAGGAAGUAGAGAUGUACAUAAUUGUAUCAUAACUGUACCACAGAAACAAGAUUUCCCCAGGUGAAGAACAAUGCCCAUGAGAUAAGCACAAGAUUUGUUGCUAACGCAUAAGCAACAGGAAAUAAGACCAAGAUAAUUAAUUGCAGAAUAUUGUUUUAAUUUUUCUGAAGACAAUGUAUCAAAAUGUAUGAUUUUGUCACACACUUAGCUGCCGGGUAGACUUCUAACUCUUCAUUCCCCCCUGCGCAGAAACUGUGAAGUCUAAGCCAAGUGUCAUAGAGCUGCUAACUUGAUCAGCGAAAUCUAUUGCUGAUGUUCAGGACAAUUCCUAGAAUGUGUAUCCCUUUUGUCUAAAACCAUGACAACUAUACAUGUACAUUGUAUAUGUACAACCCAACAAUGAAAGAUAACGCCUGACAACUCUAUUUUCUUGUAAUGAAUUAAUUCACAUCAAAUUAUUUACAAAUAUUUAUAAACAGACUCCACUCGUAAAUUGUUACUUCAGCUGAUUAAUGACAAAAUAUCCACAACUUCUAAUCCUACCUUUUAAUUCUAACAACAGGCAAUUAUUGAACCAAGAAAAAAGAGAAUCUUGAGCAGUUUAUACAAUUGUAAAGUCUUAAAGCUAUAGUCCAUCAUUUGCAGCCAUCCGAAAAGUAACUGGUGUAAUUAUUGUUGAAAAACAUACUUGGUA
Messenger RNA from Patiria miniata (bat star), 1451 nucleotides. RefSeq lists its product as uncharacterized. The transcript is spliced from 7 exons. Bases 143 to 688 code for a protein of 181 amino acids. The record is from RefSeq and is a predicted model, not a curated record. Lineage: Eukaryota; Metazoa; Echinodermata; Asteroidea; Valvatida; Asterinidae.